Messenger RNA from Cadophora gregata, 1377 nucleotides. RefSeq lists its product as uncharacterized. Gene Ontology annotation, biological process: DNA-templated transcription; regulation of transcription by RNA polymerase II. Lineage: Eukaryota; Fungi; Ascomycota; Leotiomycetes; Helotiales; Ploettnerulaceae. The transcript is spliced from 3 exons. Gene Ontology annotation, molecular function: DNA-binding transcription factor activity, RNA polymerase II-specific; RNA polymerase II cis-regulatory region sequence-specific DNA binding. The record is from RefSeq and is a predicted model, not a curated record. The coding region runs from base 1 to 1377 and encodes 458 amino acids.
AUGAGCAUGAGUAUGAGUAUGAGCACCACCAUCCUGCACUACCAGCUCCAGCGCGGUGUCUUCGUCCCUCUGACACCACCGGAUAGUAGUGUUAUUGAACAGAACCAGAACCAGAACCAGAACCAGAACCAGCAUUCUGUUACCACGGCUACUGCCGCUGGAAGGAAAGAGAGAGAGAAUCUGAAUCUGGAUCAGAACGAGAAUCAGAACGAGAAUCGGGACAGGGCCAGGGACGACUUCUUUCAAGUUGAUUCGGGUCUGGAUUUCGAUACCAUGAUGAUGAUGAGGCAGUACGCUUCAGCUUCACCCUCGGAGCUGCAACCACAGCUGCAGCUGCAAUCACAGCUAGAGCUAGAGCCGGAUUUCAGUCGUUUGCCUGCUGGCGGUGGUGGUGGUGGUGGUGGUGGUGAGGCGGAGGGGGAGAUGGAGAUGGAGAUGGAGAGUCACUUUUUUGUGGUUGAAGAAGAGGAGGGAGAUGGAGGAGGUUUUGUUGAUGUACAUGUACUUGGACAGAGGGGUGGUCAGGGAAGGGAGAGUGAAUUGGAUGUUUGGAGGAAGGGGGUUCAGGGCGCGAAUGCGUCGAGGUCGGGGUCUGUGCCUGGUUUGGAUAGAGCUCUCCUAGAAGCCGCCCUCUCACCACUCUCCUCUCCAAUAUAUCCCUGGGAUACCGAGACCCAGACCCAGACACAGACUCGUACUCAAACACCAAUCCAAACCCAUCCAAGUCAAAUCCUCCACCAGCCCCAACCUCAACCACACACACCCCUCCAAUUCGUAACAGGCGCAGCAGCAGCCAUGGACGCUCAAGACCAGCACCAAGACUACUACCAACACCAACACCCACACCAACACGCCGCCACGACCCCAACCCAACCCUACUACACCACCGCCUCUUCAUCCAACACUCCUCACCCACACCCACACUCACACCCACACCCACACCACCACCACCCCGGCUUCGUCCCCAUCUACACCCAACACCACACCCAACCAACCACCUACACCGCGUACCCUGGGGGCGGCGGCGGACCCCCAUCCAGCAGCUCCUCCCCCCGAACGGCAUCGUACCCGACGUCCGAAGGCGGCGACCCGGAAGCCGACCUCAAGCGGCUGCGCAACACGGCGGCCAGCGCGCGGUUCCGCGCCAAGAAGAAGCAGCGCGAGCAGACGCUCGAGCAGCAGGCGCGGGAGAAGAGGCAGGCGCUGGAGAAGCUGGAGAGCCGCAUCCGGGAGCUGGAGCAGGAGAAUCGGUUUUUGAAGGGGUUGAUUGUGGGGCCGAAGGAGGAGGAGUUGAAGGCAUUGAAGAAACAAAGAGACCAAGUCAUUGAAGGAGAUAGGAAAGGUGUCGAACACAAGGAUGGCGUGGGAACAGAUUGA